AUGCUAGGGAGGAAAGGCUCCUGCCUUAGCCGCGGAAAUUCGGCAUAUAAGAAUAUCAGAUCGAAACUUGUCCCUGCAGACAAGGACCAGGGACGAUUUAUUCCAGAGACUGAGCUUCUCAACCUGCUAACAGACGAUUUCAUCCGUGAAGCGUUACAGAUAAAGGGAGAGAAGAUCAUUGACUCUAGGCUUAUUGACUUCAUCAAAAACAAAGCCUGCAAGGUAUUCGGCAUACUCAUCUACAUUGACGUUGAGAAUUUGAUCGAGGAUUUCUUUCAGUGUGGAUUUGGCGACGAAAAGCUUCCACUUGAUAUCAAAACAGGCGCAGAGGAUGUCGACGUAGAUCGAUUCAGGGACACUCAGUGGUUGUUUCUUAGCCCAAUUUUCAAAGAAGGACCUUUUCGUUGCCAUAUCCACCGGCAAGCCCCGAUGCCAUUUGUGGACACUGAAUGUAAAAGUGAAAGGGAAAGCAACUUCAGCGUUGUGCAAGAGUGGCACAUUCAUCGAGAUCAUCUCAGUUCAUUUCACUACAAAUAUCUCGCAAAUGAGCCGCAUUGCCAUCCCACUGUUGCUAUCAAGGAGUUAAAGAAAUUGGGCAUGAGCUCGGAUGAAUUUACAGCUAUUGCGGAGAGAGAGACUGAGGCACUUGAAACGUUGCGAAAAGCGGCCAGCCCGCACUUGAUCAAAGCAAUCGCUUACUACAUUCAAGACAACAAGCAUUAUGUAAUGUUUCCCUGGGCACAACAUGGCAAUUUAAGAGACUUCUGGAAGUGCGACCCACCAACUCUAGAUUCACAGUACAUCGAAUGGCUGAUCGCUCAGUUCCAUGGCUUGUCUGGUGCGGCAUGUGAACUGCAUGGCAAGAAGGAAAUUCUGUGGCGGCAUGGCGAUCUGAAGCCUGAGAACAUCCUCUGUUUUGACGCCCAGGAUGUGGUUGCUAGUUCCGAAGAGCGGAGCAAGUUCUGCCAGUUGGUCAUCGCAGACGUAGGUCUAGCGAGAAAGCAUGAUACAGCCACUGAAAUGCGUAGCCAUGCCACCAAGACACAUAGUGGUACCAUCAUGUACGAGCCUCCAGAGGCUGACAUAUCCCUCAGCAGUCCAAGAUCACGCCGCUACGAUGUUUGGUCACUCGGUUGCAUUUACUUCGAAUUUCUAGUAUGGGUAUUAUACGGUACCCAAGGCUUAACAUAUUUCAGGAAUGACCUAAGUGAAACUUCGAGAUUCUACAUUGUGGAAACCAACUCGACCACUGGCAGAAAGUCUGCACAGCUCAGUUCACCAGUGGUGGCUUGGACUACCUGGAUUCGAAAGGACCCCCGGUGUCCAGAAAACACGGCUAUAAGAGGCCUCUUGGAGCUCAUAGUCAAUCGGCUGCUAGUGGUAGAGGUUGGAACCAAGCACACACCUUCCGUUAUUCACGAGUGCGAUCCAUCUAAGCCAGCCAAUCCAUCCAUUGUUCGAUCAUCGACCAGUCGCUUCUCCUUAGAUCCUCGAAACGAUGACACAGCUCCUAAUCGAGCCGAUUCAGAGGAGAUGUACACAAGUUUGGGGGAUAUCUUAGGAAAAGCAGGUUCUUCCAAUCAUCCUGAAAUGAUAUGGUUGAAAUUUGGGCCUGCGCCGAAAGGUUAUCCUAGUAGCCAUGGUACCAGACUCGACCCGAAUACUCAGCAGCGAAGAUCAGAUCAAGGAACAAAAUCAUUUGAGGUAAGACAAGGUAUAUUUUGCUUACCAUUGAGUAAUUAUUGGGAAUACGCCCCUGACAUGGAAUUGGCACAUACCAUAUUUGCUGAUGCAAACCUACGAUCAAAUUCACAACGCAAAGGCAAACCAUCAACGCUAUGUACAAGGUGUCAUGAGCUGCGAAUCUGGAACUCCGCGUGCAUCUUCAGCGACACUAUGACAAAGCUGCAAUCUCGCUGUGGAAAUUGCGACUUGUGCGGUCUUUUGCACAGUGUGUGCAACGAACGGGACUUUGGGUGUGAAAGCGAGAUCCGAUUUUUUAAAAGAGGAUGUUACAUCUUUGCCGACAAUGAGCCAAAGAAGCCCAUCUUGUCACUUUGCACCUUGCCAGCUGCAGAUACUCUUGGUAUAACGCCACGUAACGUGCAGAUCAGCUUUCCAGACCUUCCAGAGCCAUGUUCUACGAGGCAUUUGAACAUUUUGGAAGGUUGGAUUCAAAAUUGUGACCAGGCUCAUCAGUGUCUUCCCGCAAAGAACACAUUUCUGCCUACUAGAGUCAUCGAAGUUGGAAGCGAAAGAACCCCGAUGGUACGCUUGUACUGCGAUACUGGAGGUGGCACUGGGCCUAGAAAAUAUGUUGCGUUAUCUCAUCGGUGGGGAUCACCGGAGCAACACUCGAAAUUUUGCACUUACAGGAGCAACCUCAAUCAGUUCCGGACAGGGAUUGAGUACGCUCUUCUGCCGAAGACUUUCAGAGAUGCUAUUACAGUAACCCGUAGCUUGGGCAUUGAAUUUCUUUGGAUAGAUUCAUUGUGCAUCGUUCAAGAUGACCCGCACGACUGGGAAAUUGAGUCACGACUCAUGGAGCAAGUGUUUAGCUCGGCAUACAUCACCAUUGCGGCUACAAGUGCCAAAGGAACAAGCGAUGGGUUUCUGAGAAGUCGUCCGGAGAGGAGGUUUGUAACCUUAAUCAAAGAUGGUCAGGUGCCAUACUUCGUAUCCACUGCAAUCGACAAUUUAGAUGUGGACGUCGAACAAAGCGAGCUGAAUCAAAGAGGCUGGGUACUACAAGAAAGAGCACUUUCACGAAGGACAAUCUAUUUCGCCGAGACCCAAAGCUAUUGGGAAUGCGGAUGUGGAAUACGAUGCGAGACCCUGACAAAGAUGAAUAAUCGCAAAGCAUCGUUCCUCGGCGAUGCCAACUUUCCACAUUCUGUCGAAGCAUACAAAAAGGGUCGAAAGAUACAACUCUAUCAGAAUUUAUACGAGCAGUAUUCGCAUUUAAACCUGACUUUCGAUGGCGAUAAACCCAUUGCAAUCAAAGGCCUGGAGUCACGUUUGGUUCAAGCACUACAGACACAAGGGGGAUAUGGGGUACUUAACAGUUAUCUCCAUCGGUCACUCUUAUGGCAAAGGUCUGGUGAUAGUCUAAGAAGGAUCACAGCAUUUCGCAGUGGUGCAAUACCCUCAUGGUCCUGGAUGGCGUAUGCCGGCGGCAUCCGGUACAUGGACAUCCCAUUUGGAGACGUCUCCUGGGCGGAUGAUGUUUCUUCACCGUUUCCGGUGGAUGAAUCACUUCUCACGAUAAGUCAUGGUUUGGAUUCUGCUAAUAAACCCUUGAGUAUUUCUGUGCGCACAUGGGAUGUCAAAGAAGCACAAAGUGGUCGUAUUAUAUUUGAUGAACCGGAUUGUGCUCUUGAAAGACCAUUGAGGUGUGUCGUCAUCGGAACAAGUAAAGACUUGAUACCACAACACUUCGUGAUUGUUAUUGCAUUGGUAUCCAGGAACCAGAAACCAGUAUUUGAGAGAGUUGGCGUUGGCAUUCUGUUACCAGGUGAUAUUGCACGAAGUCAAGGAAAUUACUUGAUUGAACUUUGUUGA
Aaosphaeria arxii CBS 175.79 is the source of this 3561-nucleotide messenger RNA. RefSeq names its product HET-domain-containing protein. The transcript is spliced from 6 exons. Gene Ontology annotation, biological process: protein phosphorylation. Lineage: Eukaryota; Fungi; Ascomycota; Dothideomycetes; Pleosporales. The coding region runs from base 1 to 3561 and encodes 1186 amino acids. The record is from RefSeq and is a predicted model, not a curated record. Gene Ontology annotation, molecular function: ATP binding; protein kinase activity.